Molecule: messenger RNA, 1137 nt
Organism: Lachancea sp. 'fantastica'
Lineage: Eukaryota; Fungi; Ascomycota; Saccharomycetes; Saccharomycetales; Saccharomycetaceae
Source: the annotation of a GenBank genome assembly
AUGGAAUUCCACACAAAACGGUCGCGUGCCGCGGUAGGAUUGGCCCCGGAGCCAUUGCCACUCAAACGGAGGGCCGUCAACGCUGUGCCCUCUUCGCCUCCAUCCGGCGCGUCGCGUGGUAUGGCACACGUGCCUCGGACGUCGAUUCUUGUCGCCAAGAAUGGCAGCAGUUCCCGGAGAUCGUCGGCAUCGUCGAGUGACGACUCAGAUGUAGCUGAGCGCACAGGUUUGUACCGCAUGAGCUUCUCCAGAAAGCCCGCAGUACACUUUAAAGCCUCGCCCCGUGUGGACCCCAUGCUAUUCGAGGCCGUAUCGCGAUACUCAGACUCCGAAAACGAACAGGACGGCGAGAUUGCAAACCUGGGACCUCAGGUUACGCCUGCGAAAACACCACAACGCCAACUUGAACAGCUUCAGGAGGCUGCCACAAUGCAGUCAAAGCCAUUAGAAGAGCAUCAGCAGGCACUCGAGAAUGCAUUCGCGCCCGAAAAGCGCAAAUCUCCCUCCAGACAUGCCUCCUUCUCGUCCAUUAGUCGCAAGCAGACUAUCCCACAUUCGGAUUCAGAAGCUCAGGAAAGGUGCUUCGAUUACUUGCUGCAAUCCAUCGACGAGGUCUGGGCGCGCUACUGCAACGAAACCUCAACAGCGGAAGCCAAAGUCUACGACAGUAUGUGCAAGCCACAUGACUGCCCGCCAGGCUUUUUGACUCCCACUGCUGAUGACUUCAGUGUAGCGCACACUUCUAACCCGGGCUCUCCACGGUACAGGCGCACCUUCUCCUUCACGUCUGUCAAUAGAAAUGGCACGUCAUACUCUGACGACGACAGCGAUGACACUAGCGGCUACAAAUCUGAGGCGACAAAUCCUACGGAAUAUGAGACUGAUUGCGACUAUCGUAAAAUCUCUAAGCUUCCUGAUUCGGUUCGUUUGCAAUCGUUGAAAGAUCGACUUUGUAGAGCGAAAAACGAUUUGGAGGGCUUGCAUGGCUCGACCUGCUAUGAAGAGUGUGCUAAAUUUUGGAGAAGAUGGGAUAUGAUAAAAUAUGGGGCUGUAGAAAUGAUGGAAGAAGAUGACGAAGACGAAGUAAUCGAAUCUGUAAUCGAUGAACUGGAAAGAGGUCGCUGUUUCACCAACUAA